UUUAAAGUAUUUAUAAAUACAGAGGAUAGAGGAGUAGGAAUAAAGGAGUAAAAUUUGUCAAUUCAUUGACUGCUCAAUUUUAUUAUGUCUAAUUUAAUAUAUUUCUAUACUGUUUCCUAGAAUACUAAAUGUAUAUUUUUCAUUCUGGCUUUAUUUAUUUGUAAUGACAUCAUAAAAUAAUAGAACAAACUUGAAAGGUUUGAAACGCUGGAAUUCGAUUUUGAGAGCCAUUCAUAGAAAUCAUGUCUACGGGUCGAACUCGAACGAAAGUACGGAAAGAAUUGCGAUGUGAAACAACUUUGAGAGAUAGAGCAGAAAAAUAUCAGAGAAGCAUAUCCGAAAUAUUUGGAGACAGGCAGUUCGACACUUUUCCCACAACUUAUCUUCGAGGAAAAGUUGCAUUUGCUCUGUUUGGACCACCACCUUACAACGAACUUACUUCUGAAAAUGUUGAAGUUGUCAACAAACUUGUGAGCCAUAUUAAUUUUUUAAAUGAAAGGAAUAACUUUACUAGCAAAACCUACCUGGGAUACACUUUUGUACAUUUGCGUUAUAAAGACAGCAAUGUAAUCGAUAUUCAGGUUUUGUUCAAACUACGCUCGCCAAACUAUCAUAUUUCAAGUGGAUGUUUGUUUGUUGAUUUGAAUUGCCGGACAUACAAUAGUUGGGCGGAUUAUUUGAAGGACAAUUGUUUACCCAAAUGUGAUAUGUGUUUUCCAAAAGAUGGCGAGUACUCAUUAAGGAAUUUUAGCAUAGAGUUUGGCGAAUCGCCUGCAUGCAAAUCAAGCAGAAUGAGUGGUCCAACCAGUUUGCUGAGGGACAUCAUUGCCUCAGGAAUCACUCUAGCAGCGCUGGCCUUAACAAGAACAGGAGGAUCAUUGGGAUCGGCAGAAACCUACAUUACAAAAAACCCUUUCGCCGUGUACCCACAAACUUCAAUUUACGGCUGCAUGCCUACGGCUACCUGUAUUAUUCCAAGUGUAGGAAUGGUCAGCGUACCAUCAAGCUCCAUUAACAAAAUCAGACAAGGUAAUCUAGACGUCACUGAUACACAAAAGUUCAUACAUACUUUCCUUUUCUUUUUCAAUGAAUCAUUAUCAAUUGAAGCUGCUAAAAGGCUAAUUAGUAAGAUAGCUUCUUUGAUUGAUUCGAAGAAUGGAUUCUAUUUUUCCACAAGAGGAAUUCCAUUUAGUCCUUUGAAAGAAGUGAGUGAAAACAGUGUUAGUGAAGCAAACCUCAACAGAUUGCUCAGUAUUGUGAAAUACAGCAUAAAAUCAAUGUUAUCUGAUGUUCAAUUGUCGCAUUUGGAUACUGCUGUCUAUAAAAUGGUGGAUACUACAUUACGAAUUUCAAAACAAUCAAUCACUCUACAAGAAGGUUAUCAAGACUUGUCAGAGGCCUACAAAUUCCUCUGGUCUAAGUUUGAACAGUCAGUUGAAGAAGCAAGACCUAAAGUUGAAUUUGGACCUUGGACCCACGAUACCAUUGAAAACUUAUUAAAAUCCAAUCCCGAUACUGCAAGAGAGCUUCUUUUGCUGGCUCAUGACGUCAUUGAAUAUUGUGGAGUAGAAGACACUUCAGAUUUAUUCAUGAACAGAAUUUAUUACGUUAUUAACCAAAACACUGAUAAUUAUUAUUACGAACUUACGGCAGUUGAGCUUUUGAAAAAUGCUCAUUUCCUUUGCUACAAGUUGAAAAAGAUAUUUGAUUCUGAAAUACUUGGUUACCAAACAUCUUUGGAUUCAGAAAAACAACGUUAUGGUAGCAACUUUGAUUAUGCUAAAUUCAUUCAAGAACGCAACAUUUCAAGUGAUGUUGAUCUCAACUGUUUCUUCCUCAAUGAGGCAAUAAAUAAUCUACUAAAUAACGUCGAUUAUCUUGAAAUGUAUCAAAUUAUAAAGGAACCAAAUUCCAACCGUGUAGAACUAACGUUAAUAAAAUAUCGCGAAAUGUAUAAAAUUAUAGACGAACUGAAUGCCCACGGUGUAGAUACAAUUCUAGAAACAAACAGUACCAAACACUUUUUAUUCAAAGGCCCUCGGGGUCAGGCAUCCCUCACUGACAAACAGUAUUGGAAAAUAGCCCAUGAUUUAUCAGGUUUCGACUUCUAUGUUGAUAAUGCAUCAAUUCAAAGGCUGGGAAAUUUUGUCUUUAUUGAUCCCAAUGAUGAGAAUCAAAAUAAUAAAUUGAUUUUUUACAAUAGCAAACGAGAAGAUUCGGUUGCAGGCCUAUUUUCAGUUAUAAAUAUCAACCAACAUAGUUAAUACAACUCAUGGUCUGAUGUCAUACUGUAAAUAGCUUGCAUAUUACACAAAUAUCUAAUUCUAUGUUAUUUAACAAACACUUUUAUUUUAAACUCAUAACAUAAUGUUAUUCAACAAACACUGUUAUUUUAACACUCAUAACAUAAUGUUAUUUAACACUUCAAGUAAAUAGUAGAACCUUAAAAUAAUUUUAGACCUUAAAAUAAUUGAAAAUGGGGUGUGCAAGUCAUAUGACAUAAUGCAACUUCCAUCUACUUGUCAAGUUGAAUCAUGAAUGUAAAUUUCAGAUCAAUUGCAUUUUAUGUAUUAAAAUAUAAAUAAUAUGUAAAUAAUAAGCUAUUUUGUUUAAAAAUCUAAUUAAACAUGAAAAAUCUUA
Molecule: messenger RNA, 2640 nt
Organism: Nilaparvata lugens (brown planthopper)
Lineage: Eukaryota; Metazoa; Arthropoda; Insecta; Hemiptera; Delphacidae
Exons: 3
Coding region: 243-2264 (673 amino acids)
Source: RefSeq, a predicted model, not a curated record